Molecule: messenger RNA, 2005 nt
Organism: Cylicocyclus nassatus
Lineage: Eukaryota; Metazoa; Nematoda; Chromadorea; Rhabditida; Strongylidae
Source: the annotation of a GenBank genome assembly
GUGACUUUUCGCGGAGCUAAUAGAUAUUACAAUUCCAUUCCAUAUCGCGGGUAGAUAGUCGAAAUGACUAAAUUUUAUAUAUGUCCAGAGUCUGGAUCCGAUGACAACGAUGGGACGGAGGAGAAGCCUCUGGGCACUUUGUUUCAGGCUAUGGUUUUGUCCAAGAACUCUGGCGAGUUCUUGAUUCGAACCGUCAAAGAAGAUGGUACCAAGACAUGGGAACCUGCUGCUAAGGCGGCCAUCAAGAAGAAUCUUAAGAAGUACGAGGCCGAGCUAAAGAAAGCGGAGAAAGCUGCAGGUCGAGCUAAAGAGCAGGAGGCAGCUGCCCAAACAGCCCUCGAGGAGGCCAAAAAAAUCACGUUUUCUUUGGACAAGUCGUUGCCGUCAGCUACCCUCGUCAAAAUUAGAGACUGUGUAAGCCAUCGGGGUGAUCGAGUACGAGUGAAAGCUUGGGUCCAUCGGCUACGAAGGCAAGGAAAGUCGCUCAUGUUCUGGGUGCUCCGUGAUGGUUCCGGCUACCUACAAUGCGUGCUCAAUGACAUUCUGUGUCAAAGUUAUGACGCCGUGACGCUGAACACCGAAAGCUCAGUAGAAGUUUAUGGAACCAUUCAGAAGGUACCAGAGGGGAAGCAAGCCCCAGACGGCCACGAGCUCAUCGUAGACUAUUGGGAGCUGAUCGGUCCUGCACCACCAGGAGGUAUAGACAACGUGCUGAACGAAGAAGCUGGAGUCGAAGUGAUGCUUGACAACAGGCAUCUGGUUAUACGCGGCGAGAACGCUUCCAGAAUUUUGCGGAUUCGAGCUGCGGCUACUAGGGCGAUGCGUGAGCACUUUUAUCAUGCAGGUUAUACAGAAAUGUGCCCACCAACUUUGGUGCAGACACAGGUAGAGGGUGGUUCAACAUUGUUCGCUCUUGACUACUUUGGAGAACCGUCCUACUUGACACAAUCGUCCCAGUUAUACUUAGAAACAUGUAUCGCAUCCCUAGGAGAUGUAUACUGCAUCGCUCAAUCGUAUCGCGCUGAGAAGUCGCGCACUCGUCGCCACUUGGCAGAAUAUGCUCAUGUAGAGGCGGAAUGUGCUUUCAUAACAUUCGACGAGCUUAUGGACAAGAUCGAAGACAUUGUUUGUGAUACCGUGGAUCGGUUGAUGUCAGAUCCGCAUGUGAAACCACUCAUUGACUAUGUCAAUCCUAACUUUAAACCACCACAAAGGCCAUUCCUUCGCAUGACCUACAACGAUGCGAUCAAAUGGUUGAUCGAGCACGAUGUUCGUAAUGAGCAUGGCGAGAAAUUUGUGCACGGUGAGGAUAUUGCAGAAGCAGCAGAAAGGAAAAUGACGGACACGAUCGGGGUUCCCAUCUUGCUGAACAGGUUUCCAGCUGGAAUCAAAGCUUUCUACAUGUCUCGAUGUAAGGAUGACGACUCUCUUACGGAAUCUGUGGAUCUCCUUAUGCCAGGUGUUGGCGAGAUCGUUGGAGGGUCCAUGCGUAUGUGGCAUGAAGAGGAUCUCCAUAAAGCUUUUAAUGCAGCGGGUAUUGAUCCCAAGAAUUAUUAUUGGUAUACCGAUCAAAGAAAAUAUGGAACUGUGCCUCAUGGCGGCUAUGGUUUGGGUCUAGAACGUUUCAUCUGUUGGUUAACAAACACAUACCACAUCAGAGACGUUUGCUUAUAUCCAAGGUUUAUUGGGAGAUGUGCACCUUAAUUUUUGUCUUCCCUGUGGAUCUUUAUAAUGAGCUUCUGAUAUGCACUACUUUUAUCUGACUAGGAGGACACAUUUUCUGAUUCAAAAAUUGUUGAGUUAUCUGUUGGCAGUAUGGCAAGUUGUUAUGGUAAUUUAUGGGCUGUGCGGUAUAGGAAUGUACUCAUCUUAUUUAAUAAGCCAUCUGUUGUCCACCCCUUGUAGUCUUGAGUAUCGGGAUUGUUCCUUGACCCGUGAACAUGUUAUGAGAAACGUGCUUAUUGUGAUUGUUGGCAUGUUGUCUUCUAAAUGAAUCUAUCAACUA